AUGGGGGCUCUCCGCACUGUCGUCCUGGUCAUCUUGGGCAUCUCAUCGCUAACAUUCGUCGCUCUUUUUGGGCGGCUUCCUGUCUUUAGGAAGACCCCGGUUGCUUUUCUUCACCGGCUACUGUGGGUAUACAUUCCGAAUGGAAUCGUAUUUAUCGACGCGCACCUCCUUGGUGGGCGACUGAUUUGGGUUUGGGACCGUUCUGGCCGCUAUGUCUUGCACGAGAACCAUCCUCUGGUUCUGAUCUUUUUCCUGGGGUUGCUUGGCAUAGGCGAGUUCUUCUUUCUGCCGACGGCUUGGCCUCGACUGUCAAAACUCGACAGAUUUUUGGUCUCAGGGGUGGUAAUUCUGCCAUACGUUUUCAUAUACAAGUGCGUGGUGACCAAGUCUUUUAUCACGCUGCAGAACCACGAAGAGGAGAUGAAACGGUAUCCCUAUGACUGUGCCAUCUUCUACCCGGGACAUCAUUGUCGCUCUUGCCUCUUUCUCAAGCCCGCGCGCAGUAAGCACUGCAAUAUAUGCCAAGCGUGUGUGUCUCGUCACGAUCAUCAUUGUGUCUGGUUGAUGAAUUGCAUCGGCGCCAACAACUAUGUUUAUUUCCUGUCGCUGCUGCUCUCACUUACGACCCUAUUGACCUACGGCACCUUGCUUGGCUAUACACUGUUGAGCCAGACCCUGGAGCAAAUCAUCCCACCGGAGUAUCAGGCAGCUAUGAAAGGCUGGACGAUGUAUUUCAAAAUCUGGGCCAUUGUCAUUACGGCGGAUUCUAAAGUCGGCACUGUUACUCUGCUCAUGUUAAUGACUGCUCCAUUGGCAGCGGCUUUCUUGGUUUAUCAUACCUAUCUCAUCUGGGCAGGAAUGACAACAAAUGAGACCUCAAAGUGGUCAGGUUGGAAAAGCGAUGUGGAAGAUGAAUUUGCUUUCAAAGCCGAACGGAGUCAGAUCCCUGGGGCGCCCCGAAACCCGGAUCUCGCAGAACAUCCGUGGCCGAUAGACAAGAAUCAGAUUCUCGGCUAUAUCUUGGAACAGGACUCCAAUGAUAUUUAUUAUCCAGGCUCCGAUCACAGAGUACCUGACUCUUACAGGAAUCUUCCGAAUUCUCCAUGGAAACAUACCUCCAUGGCCGGGAUCCUGAAUAUCUACGAUUUGGGAUUCUGGAACAAUUUAAAGGAUUCUGUUGGACUAUCGGUACGACGACAAAAAUGCAUUUGUUUCGGCGAUUGCUUCAUUUGUAAAAUGGCGGACCCAAAGCCAUUAUGUACUCCUGCUGAGCUCAUGCUCAAGGUCGUUCUGGCCGGGACCCUCAGCCACUAUGAGACCCGCGGCCUGAUCGAUGACAAACGUCUGGAGCACAUGCUGGCUGCUGGAAAGCAAAUUCUCUAUAAGACACACCAAGAAAGUGAGGUUCGACACAACCUAGGCAUGUCACCAGAUAUAUGGCAAGGCCUCACCGAUGUCCUCACCAAAGCGAUCCCGGUCCUUGAAUCGCAGUCGUUUGCGUGGAAGAGUCCGGCAGCGACAUAUGAGCACUCUUCCUCGAAUCUUAUCGCAUACAACUAUUUCUCGCUAGUGAAAGAUAUCGAGCGCCUCAACGACCUGUGCACGAUUGCGCGGAACCUGCUCGCAACAACGAAGAAGGCGCAAAACCUGGCUGCUGAGAAGGGCUUCGACCAGCGAAUUCUUGCAUUGAUUGAUACGUGUGUGCGGGUCACAGCAAGAGGAUUUGAUGGCGAGACGAAUGCGCGGAACGAAGAACGCUGGCAGAAAGUCGUCAACCUCUAUAAACGACUCCUCAUCACAUGUCUGCAGUACCUUCAUAACUUUAUCAUGCACAAUGAGCAGCGAAAAAUGGUCCUCUGGCUCGACCUAUUUGGUUACCAUUCGACAGCUGAUACAAACAUCAUCAAGCCUAAAGAGCCAUUGGACCAAACCGCCCGGUCAGAGGGCGUUGCGCCCAUUGUCAAGGUCGGAGAGCGUGUCAUCAACCCACCCAUCCGGGCUCUCUAUGAUCAGACCGCGGAAGAUCUUCUGCUGGAGACCAUCGCUAAAUUCCCGCGGGAACCUUCGACGAUCAAAGAAGAAGCUGCGAUGCUGCUUCUAGCAAACAUCAAAGAUCAUAUGGAGAAAAUCCUUGGUAAAGACUUGACGGAUAUCCAGGAAAUGGGCAGGGACCCGGAGCAGAUACAAUACAUUCGUCGUGCCUUGACGACGAUCCUGGGUGCCAAAGUUGAUGGAUGGUCCGAUCUUCAAGACCGUGCGCGAGAACUCCCGCCUGCCCUCCCAGAAGCAGAGAAGCAUGAGCCCACUAAGAAGAAAACAAUUCUCACCAUUGACCGUAGCAUGACUGCCGGCUUCCCCCGUCUGUGCUGGGCUGACCUUCCUGACGUAAUGGAUUAUGCCGUGGACGCACCUGUGACCGGGGAGGACACGAGUAUGCCCCGAUCAGCUCAUUCUGCCGCCGAGACUCUGCAGGAGGCCAAGGAUGGAUUGAUGCGCCGUCUACAAGAGUCGUCUCAGGUCGGUGAUGCCGAUGCCGAUUAUGACACCGGUGAUGCAGGAACGGUGGGUGACGAGGAUUCACAUAGUCUUGAAGGACAUGCAGAUGGAAGCAUUGAAGGAGAUGAUGACGAAUAUGGUGAAGAUGUCGACCGAGAUGAUGAUGGCGGCGACAUGGACGACGAGGAGGAUGAUGAUGACUACCGGGGUCGCCCCGGCGAUCAACAGCGUGGGCUGCUUACCGAUAUUCCCCUUGUGUUGGGCCCGGCAGAGAUUGAAGCAUUGCCGAUGAUCGUUCAAGCAGGUAUAGUCGACAGCUUCGGGCUCAAGGGUGGCGAGCGCAAUGGCUCCAGGAACAUGCAAGCCCUACGGUGCCACAUCCUUUUGACGCAGGAGACUGGCCGCAACCUUCUGCGCGAGCUGCUAAUAUUCAUUGCGGCCUGGGAUCUCCCUGAUGACGAGCUAUACUUCAAGAUGAUGGUCCAGAUCAUGGAAGCUGUUCUCAAGAAUGGCCUGAUGUCGCAUGCUUAUACCGACUUUGGCCAACCUAAGGACAUCAUCUCUCCAGCUCAGGCAGUAGUGAUCAAGAUUCUGACCCACAUAUUCCGCGCCAAAUACUCCCCGGCUUCUGUGACGGGCUCUUCUCAAGCCAGUGUUCCACGAAUUCCGGCACCGCUCAGCCGUGUGGAUAUACUCACAGUCCGAUACAUCUUUACCGUGUUCCGUGAUAACAUCAUCCCGGAGACCUGUGCAUUGAUCUACUUGCAAGGCCAAAUCCGCGCUGAGCGCGCCUUGCCUGAAGACUUCCCGCUCAAUCUGUGGGAUAUGGAAAGGGUUUACGAGGGAGUUUAUCAGUUCUUGGAAUUCUUCGCUGUGCUUACCGAGAAUAACGACUGGAAGAACCUGCUGGUCAAGUGGGAGAUUGUCUACGACCUGGUUACUCUGAUCAAGGAACUGGAAGCCAAUAUCCCCAAGGGCCAAUUCAACCAGCUCUCUUUCGGUUCUGUUCCUCCACCCCCACCUCCACCGCGCAGCACUUCACCCGAUGAUAGCUCCAAGCCUUCUUCUCCCGUCCCUGUGGCUGUUGAGCGACCCUACGACCCAAGUGAUCCCGAUCCUCUCGACCACGGUGCUGACAGCGUGGAUUCCCGCCCGGAGUCUCCGCCGAUCACUGAAGAUCCAUCUGAAUUCGAGUGGCGAAACCUCAAAAAGUUAGUUGUUCUGGUACUUUCAUCGCUAGUGUGGAAGUCUUUUGAGGUCCAAGAGCAGAUCCGUGGAUACGGUGGUCUUGAGGCCAUUCUUCGCUGCACUAACUUUGAUGCUCAUAAUCCUUACAUCAAAGAGCAUGCUGUCAUGUGCCUCAAGUUCUUGUUAGAAGGGAACAAAGUCAACCAGGACUUGAUUGAAGAACUUCAACCCAAGGAAGUUGCUAGGGAUGAAAGCGGUAUUUUGGAGAAGAGUGGCUACGAGGCAAUGAUUGACCAGGCUGGCAAACUCGCUAUUCGGCCCAAGGAGUCGCAAUAG
Penicillium maclennaniae is the source of this 4020-nucleotide messenger RNA. RefSeq lists its product as uncharacterized. The transcript has 5 exons. Gene Ontology annotation, cellular component: cytosol. The record is from RefSeq and is a predicted model, not a curated record. The coding region runs from base 1 to 4020 and encodes 1339 amino acids. Gene Ontology annotation, molecular function: palmitoyltransferase activity. Lineage: Eukaryota; Fungi; Ascomycota; Eurotiomycetes; Eurotiales; Aspergillaceae.